This is a messenger RNA of Pipistrellus kuhlii (Kuhl's pipistrelle), 3486 nucleotides long. RefSeq names its product neuropilin and tolloid like 1 (gene NETO1). The coding region runs from base 946 to 2547 and encodes 533 amino acids. Gene Ontology annotation, molecular function: protein binding. The transcript is spliced from 11 exons. The record is from RefSeq and is a predicted model, not a curated record. NCBI's taxonomy places the organism in Eukaryota, Metazoa, Chordata, Mammalia, Chiroptera, Vespertilionidae.
GGGUGUGCCGUCCUUGCCGCCGCCCCAUUCCGCCAUGCACCAGCCCGGGGGGCGCCGGCCGAGCCGCUCCGUUUCACCCCGGCCCGGGGCUGCCAGGAGGGGCGCGCAGCCCACGGCUCUGACUAACGCUCCCACUUGGUAACUCUGCCAUCUUCCUGCUCCUUCCCCGCCCUCCUCCCCCCGCCUCUCCUCCCCCCUCCCCUCCCCCCGCCACCCCCGGGCCCCUCCGCCACCCUCCAGCCCUCCUCCCUGACGCCCACCACUCUCUCCUCCCGCAAGAUCGCGGAGCUGGUGCGCAGCCGGCGGGCCGAUGACAGCCCCUUUCCUCCUGUCUCCGAUGCCUCAGCGGAAGAUCCCCCAGGGCUGGACGGAGGAGGGCUGCCGGGCGUCCUCCCGGCGGGCGAGGCUGCCCCAACCUGCUGCUCGUGGUGGAUGAGACCAGGGACUGAGCAGCCCCUCCGCCGUCGCCGCCGCCGCCGCCGCCACCACCACCAGCACCGUCGCUGCCGUCGGUCCCCGGUCCCCAGCUCCGGGCGCCUCCGGGCUCUCCGCUCGCGCCCACCGCCCGUGCCCUCCAGACAGCCGCGGCGGCGGCGAUGAUGCAAAGGAGGAGGGCGCUGCCGCCGGCGGCGCGGAUGGUGGCGAGUGGCGCCCGGGUGUGAUGCCAGCGUCAUGGUGGGGAUGCUGGCUUCUUCGCAGCGGUGACGGCGAAAGCGAGCCGGGGCGGUGGAGGACGCACGGAUUCGGAUUUUCUGCUGCUGUUGUGGGCUCGGAUCUCGUCUUGCGCCCCCGCUCCCUCCCCCUCUCUCGCUCCCCCCUUUCAUUUUGCCCUGGCUUCGCCUAUUUCACAUCUCUCGAAUCCUCUGUCCUCUCCCCGCCACUGGACGUCUUCCCGUCUCUAAAUGGAAUUAGUGGAGCCCGGAGCCUCUGGUGUAAGGAACAGACAUGAUCUAUGGACGCAGUGUGCUUCACAUUGUAGCAAGUUUAAUCAUCCUCCAUUUGUCUGGGGCAACCAAAAAAGGACCAGAGAAGCAAACCACUUCAGAAACACAGAAGUCAGUGCAGUGUGGAACUUGGACAAAACAUGCGGAGGGAGGUGUCUUUACCUCUCCCAACUACCCCAGCAAGUACCCCCCUGACCGAGAAUGCAUCUACAUCAUAGAAGCGGCCCCAAGACAGUGCAUUGAACUUCAUUUCGAUGAAAAGUACUCUAUUGAACCAUCUUGGGAGUGCAAAUUUGAUCAUAUUGAAGUUCGAGAUGGACCCUUUGGGUUUUCUCCAAUAAUUGGACGUUUUUGUGGAAAACAAAGUCCACCUACAAUAAAAUCCAGUGGAAGAUUUCUAUGGAUUAAAUUUUUUGCUGAUGGUGAGCUGGAAUCUAUGGGAUUUUCAGCUCGAUACAAUUUCACACCGGAUCCUGAAUUUAAGGACCUUGGAGUUUUGAAACCAUUACCAGUGUGUGAGUUUGAAGUGGGCGGUCCUGAAGGAAUUGUGGAAUCUAUACAAAUUAUGAAGGAAGGCAAAGCUUCUGCUAGCGAGGCCGUUGAUUGCAAGUGGUACAUCCGAGCACCUCCACGAUCCAAGAUCUACUUGCGAUUCUUGGACUAUGAGAUGCAGAACUCUAAUGAAUGCAAGAGGAACUUCGUGGCCGUGUACGACGGCAGCAGUUCAGUGGAGGACCUGAAAGCCAAGUUCUGCAGCACGGUGGCCAAUGACGUCAUGCUGCGCACAGGCCUGGGGGUGAUCCGCAUGUGGGCGGACGAGGGAAGUCGGAACAGCCGAUUUCAGAUGCUCUUCACAUCCUUUCAAGAACCUCCCUGCGAAGGCAACAUGUUCUUCUGCCACAGUAACAUGUGUAUCAACAACACUCUGGUGUGCAAUGGGCUCCAGAACUGUGUGUAUCCGUGGGAUGAAAACCACUGCAAAGAAAAGAGGAAAGCCGGCCUGCUGGACCAGCUGACCAACACCAGUGGAACCGUCAUCGGGGUGACGUCCUGUAUUGUCAUCAUCCUCAUUAUCAUUUCCGUCAUCGUGCAGAUCAAACAGCCUCGUAAAAAAUAUGUCCAGAGGAAGUCGGACUUUGACCAGACAGUCUUCCAGGAGGUGUUUGAGCCCCCUCACUACGAGUUAUGCACUCUCCGAGGGACGGGGGCCACGGCCGACUUUGUCGACUUGGGCGAUGACUUUGACACCUACCAUAAACUGCGGAGGUCCUCUUCCAAGUGCAUCCAUGACCAUCACUGUGGAUCCCAGCUGUCCAGCGCGAAAGGCAGCCGCACCAACCUCAGCACAAGAGACGCGUCCGUGUUGACGGAGAUUCCGCCCCAGCCCGUCAAACCCCUCGUCCCGCCCACGAACAGGAGGAACAUCCUGGUCAUGAAACACAACUACUCACAGGAUGCUGCGGACGCCUGCGACAUUGACGAGAUCGAGGAGGUGCCCACCACGAGCCACAGGCUGUCCCGCCACGAGAAAGCCGUCCAGCGGUUCUGCCUCAUUGGGUCUCUAAGCAAACAUGAAUCUGAAUACAACACCACUAGGGUCUAAAAAGAAAAUUCAAGAGAAGAACUAUUUAUACAAACAUGGGCACUGUGCAAAGAGAAUUCUAUAUUGAAUUAUGAAAAGUGGACAUAUUUCUAAAUCCAUUCCACUGCCUUUACCCAAACUUAAGAAUUACAGACAUUUGUUAUUUCUUCGGCAAGACAUCCCCGCUGCACAAUGAUGUGUUCAUUUCGUAAUUUGGUUGCUGGCCACCAAGUGCUCCUUAGUAUUUAAAUACAUUUUGAGAUUUACUGGAAACUUGAAGAAGAAAUUAGUUCCUGAUUCAGACUAUUAUUCACUUUUACUUUCACUUCCACUUUGUUUCUAUGUUGUUUCACGUCUCUUAUAUAAUUGUAUAUUGUGUGAUAUGUGAAAAAAACAAACAAAACAACAACACAAUUUGGGAUGAACUUGGUAUUACAUGUACGUUGUUUUUAUUACAUAGACUGCUUGAGAAUAGUCGUCCUGAGUGAGUCUGAACAUGCGACAGUGAAAAUGUGGACCCUGGGAUCAGCAGCCAGAGGUUUCUGGACUGAGGAUACAUGUCUGUUGUAUUAGGAUUAAAUGCAGCCAGAAGUAAUGAGUAAAAUGACCAGAUGGCAAUAAAAACAGUCUCAUUCUUUGGUUUUUCUUCUGUACCCUUGAUAUCCUUACUUUAUUUUAUAUCAAAGGGAAAUACCCAGUUUCAGAAAUAGUUUUUGAAAUCGGCAUUUUACCUUCAAUAGCAAUGUUUUUGCUUCAGCACUUAGCAAUAUGACUGAAUUGACAGACCCCUGCAUGUCAGUUCUGGAUAUUUCGGUAGGAACACUACCCUCUCUCUGAGACACAUUGUAAAAAGCAUGCGUUCGCCAACCCUGCUGUCUCUCCGCCAUGUCUUUGUAUCAUCUGCUUGCUCCUUGUAACUUUUUAUAUAAAGAUAUAUAAAAAUGUACAAUAAUUUCCUAA